Messenger RNA from Pieris macdunnoughi, 1953 nucleotides. Lineage: Eukaryota; Metazoa; Arthropoda; Insecta; Lepidoptera; Pieridae. The record is from the annotation of a GenBank genome assembly.
AUGUCUAGUGCCGCCGAAAAUGGGAUUGGAGAUGACGGCCGGGGUACUACGUAUUAUUUCUCAAAAGGAAGAGCUAGUGCAACACUAUGGCAAAGAAUAAGUUUGUUUAUUUCGAUUUACUGGAAGGCCCUGAUUGUUGUUAUUACCCCAUUAAUACUUCUACCAAUACCAAUAUUAAAUGCUGACUCAGAAUCUGCUAAGGCCUACAAAUGCAUGUAUGUAGUUCUCAUAAUGGCUACCUACUGGGUCCUUGAGCUUCUGCCUCUACCUGUCACCUCUAUGCUCCCAAUUGUCAUGUUCCCAACCCUGGGUAUUCUGGACUCUGACAAAACCUGUGCAGCAUAUAUGAAGGAGACUAAUAUGAUGUUCAUGGGCGGUCUGAUGAUUGCUGCCGGUGUUCAGCAUUCAAAGCUUCCAAAGAGAGUGGCUUUGUGGACUGUUCAAGUGGUUGGAUGUUCACACAGAAGGUUAAAUUUCGGACUGACUUUUGUUACAAUGUUCAUAUCUAUGUGGGUAUCAAAUGCGGCAGCUACCACAAUGAUGGUUCCCAUUGUUGAAGCCAUAUUAGAAGUAUUUGAACAGCAAGGUCUUGGAGAUGUCUACAUUAAUAAAAAGAAAGUGCUUACUGAGAAUGGAAAAGACUCAAAGCAAACGGUUAAUAAACAUAAUGUAGAAGAAACUCCAAUCCCAAGCGACAUAACAACGUGCUACUUCCUAAGUAUAGCGUACGCUUCAACACUGGGCGGAUGCGGCACACUCGUGGGCACGGCCACUAACUCAGCCUUCAAAGGGAUCUUCGACUCAGAGUUUCCCGAGAUAUCAGGCGCUGUUGAUUUCUUCUGGUUCAUGGCGUACAGUACUCCGCCAAUGCUGCUUAUGCAACUGCUAGUAUGGAUCUCUCUUCAGGUCACUUUCAUGGGGCUAUUCCGUCCGAAUAGUGAAGCGGCAAAGAAGGUGAAUGCUGCUUCAUCAGGCUCUGAAAACACGAUGCGAGUCAUCCGAGAACAGUACAAAAACCUUGGACCUGUGACAUUCCACGAAAAGGCCUCUGGAGGUCUUUUCAUCUUGGCUGUAUUCCUCUACAUCUUUAGAAAGCCUGGUUUCAUGCUGGGAUGGGCCGAUAUUAUUACCACUAUGAAAGUAAAAGAUGGCGUAGUAUCAAUGUUCAUAGUGAUACUCAUGUUCAUUCUUCCAAUGUCCAUCGACUGCAUCAAGUUCUUCUCUUCUUCUUCUUCCUAUGAAGAAUUGUCUCAGUACAAACCAUCACCAAGUAUCGUCACAUGGAACAUUCUGAAGGAAAAGAUACCCUGGGGACUUCUCUUCUUACUUGGUGGUGGCUUCGCCCUAGCCGAAGGCAGUAAGGCAACUGGCCUUUCCUCCAUGAUUGGUACUUCCCUGAUAGGCCUACACGGACUGCAUCCCACGAUAGUGUUGCUAGUCGUGGUUCUAGUCACGCAGUUUAUCACGGAGUUUACCUCGAAUGUUGCCAUCGCCAAUUUGAUUCUACCAGUUUUGGCGAAUAUGGCCCGGACUCUGGACAUGGAUCCUCGUUACCUGAUGGUACCAGCAACUCUCGCUUGUUCCAUGGCUUUCCACAUGCCAGUUGGAACUCCGCCCAAUGCCAUAGUAGCCGGUGUCGCCCAUAUACCCACCUCCAAAAUGGCCGUCGGUGGUAUUGGCCCGAAAAUCAUCACCACUCUCAUCAUAUGGGGAUCUUACCCCACAUGGGGCUCACUUAUCUUCAAACCCGAAGACAUUGCAGCCUUGAAUGCUCCAGUAGCACGUACUGCCGUAUCAACACUAAACCAAAAUCUCACAUUGAACUGUAACAUUACCCCUAAUACUUUAGCCGAUGUAAGCAAUUUCAACUGCUCUCUUCCAACCAAUUUAUUAAACACAAACAUAACGAAUCUGUACAAAGGACUAUUCUCAUGCAUGAAACCAAAUUCUUAG